Thelazia callipaeda (thelaziosis nematode) is the source of this 1842-nucleotide messenger RNA. NCBI's taxonomy places the organism in Eukaryota, Metazoa, Nematoda, Chromadorea, Rhabditida, Thelaziidae. The record is from the annotation of a GenBank genome assembly.
AUGGUUGUACGUUGUACAAAAUAUUCUUUGCUUCCCUUUCACUCACGAUUUGUGCUAAGGUGCUGGCAGCGAUCAGUGGCGGGUAAUUCGAAAACACUUGAAUUUACAUCUGUGAAACCUAAGAUUUCAACUUCGUUCGUGAAAAACAUAUUCCUUGGCAAUGGAGUGCUCAGUCAUGUAGUACCAUACCCAUUAAAUUUAUCUGAUAGUGAACGAGAAACAGUCAAUAUGAUUUUGGAAUCAACUCGGAAAUUCAUGCUGGAAGUGAAUAAUCCAGCAGAAAAUGAUGAGAAUGAAGGGAUCCCAAUGGAAAAUCUUUCAAAAUUUGCUGAAAUUGGAGCUUUUGGUUUGUUGGUGCCGGAAAAAUACAAAGGUGCUGGUUUGAGUAAUUCUCAGAUGGCACGUUUGAGCGAAGUUGUUGGUGGACUCGAUUUGUCAUUGGCUGUUGUUAUGGGUGCUCAUCAGUCCAUUGGUUACAAAGGGAUUUUGCUUUUUGGCACUGAUGAACAGAAACGUAAAUAUUUGCCAGAUCUUGCAACUGGUCGCAAGUUUGCUGCUUUUUGUUUAACAGAACCAGGCACUGGUUUGUUAUCAUCAAUUGAUUACAUGGAAUUUUUGCAGUCUUUACAAAUGCAGGCAGUGAAAAGUACUGAUGGGAAGCAUUAUAUUUUGAAUGGUAGCAAACUGUGGAUCAGCAAUGGUUUUUUUGCUGAUGUAUUUACUGUUUUUGCUAAGACAUCAGUCAAAAAUAAUGAUGGAACAUUUCAAAACAAGGUUUCGGCUUUCAUCGUCGAACGCAAAUACGGCGGUAUUACUAUCGGUUCACCCGAUAAAAAAAUGGGUUUAAGGGGUUCAAAAACUUCUGAAGUGCAUUUCGAUAAUACUGAAGUUCCUGUGCAAAAUCUAUUGGGGGCUGAAGGAGAAGGUUUCAAAAUAGCGAUGAAAAUUUUAAACAAUGGUCGUGUUGGUUUACUUGCAGCAUGUAUUGGCUCCAUGAAGUUUUGCAUAGAAAAAACAAUACAGCAUGUAUCAGACAGAGUACAGUUUGGUAAAAAAUUGAAAGAAUUUGGAAAUGUUCAAGAACAGUUAGUUGACAUGGUUCUUCGACAUUACGCUUCAGAGAGUUUACUGUAUAUGUUAUCAAGUGCAAUAGAUGAAAAUGUGGAAGAUUAUUAUUUGGAAGCAGCUGUGGGAAAAAUCUUGGCGUCUGAAAAUGCUUGGGUAGUCUGUGAUCGUGCUAUUCAGCUUCAUGGAGGCAUGGGUUACAUGAAAGAAUGUGGUUUAGAAAGAAUUAUGCGUGAUUUAAGAAUUUUUCGCAUUUUCGAAGGGGCUAAUGAUGUUUUGCGCAUAUUCAUUGCAUUAACUGGAUUACAGUAUGCCGGUAAGCAUCUGCAAUAUAAAAUGAAGAAUUUUGGAUCCAUUAUUGAAUCUUUGUUUUCGAGAAAUAAAUUUGACUUCCCUUGUCAUUCAAGUCUGAAUGAUUCUGUAGCCACUUUAAAGAAAACGGUGCAAAAAUUUGGGAGCAUUUCACGAUUACUUCUGUGGAAGCAUAAACAAGGAAUAAUUGAAAGACAAUGGGAAAUGACACGAUUGGCUGAUGCAACGAUCGAUAUUUAUAGCGUAGCAGCAGUGCUGUCAAGAUGCACUCGUGCUGCCAAUCAAGAGUCAUUUGAUUAUGAACGGAAACUAGCUCAAUUAUACACUUUAAAGGCUUGUCAACAUGCUGAAGCUCAAAUGUCUAAUAUUGUAACACAAACUGCAGAUGUGGAUCAAAUAAAAUCAAUCUCUGAUGACAUAUUUCAAAUUCGAUCACUUCCGUCAUUACAUCCUCUUGAUUACUGA